This is a messenger RNA of Phialemonium atrogriseum, 820 nucleotides long. RefSeq lists its product as uncharacterized. The record is from RefSeq and is a predicted model, not a curated record. The coding region runs from base 145 to 720 and encodes 191 amino acids. NCBI's taxonomy places the organism in Eukaryota, Fungi, Ascomycota, Sordariomycetes, Cephalothecales, Cephalothecaceae. The transcript has a single exon.
GCCACCUCGGUUUUACCUUUUUUUCUUCUCCCCCUGGGCCUGGCCUGGCCUACCCUAGCCUAGCCUUGGCUUACCCGCUGGAUACUACGUGCUAUCGAAUACCCGCCGGUUUACCUGCGACCUUUGAAAGAAGGCCCGGAAGCGAUGUGGAAACUCCAUCAUCAAUCGGCUCGCCCCCUUCUCCCCAAAACACCCCCCUGGUUUCGCCUGUGUCUGCAUCGCAUGCUAGGUGGGGCCUUACAUAACGUGCAAGGGCAAAGGAUACAGACGGUUUCUAUCUUGCGGACCAGAACCUGUGUCGUGGAGAUUAGGAUGUGGGCGGUCGGGGUUGGAAAUGGAAAUGGAAAGGCCCGGGAGGAUCAGGCGGUAGAAGGAGGAUGGGGGGAUGCUAGUCACGGGCUGUCCAAGACGGGGGGUCAAGAGAACCCCGGAAAUGCUCUUUUUGAUCUGAUUUCUCGGGUCCUUGAUGUGUAUGAACUUUUGUCCUUUAUUUUUUUUUUCUCUCUUGCUGCUUGUUUGUUGCUCGUGUUGGAAUCUGUAUGCAUUUUCUAUUUGCUUCAUAUGGUUUUUUUUUUUUUUUUUUUGGCUCUUGCGAUCGAAUAUUUAUACUUACAGGGCGAUACCCAGAAUGGCGGAUUAUUACUACUGAACCAAAAUCCUCUUCCUGGCUUGUUCCAGACGGGGUUGCUUCUACCUGCUUUCCGCCGCCUACCUGACUAGUACAUGGUAACGCUAUAUAACGUAGAUCUGCUGGUGUUCUGAUGUGUUCCAACAGAAAGUCCUGGUUUUGCCCAUGCAUUGAGAGACAUGGCACAUGGCU